AUGUCGGCUGACACCGGACUGCCCAGCGGCUCGGUGUGUGGGCGGGAUCCUGAGGAGAACGGGGACGGAUUCUCUGACAUUAGCGACUCAGAACUAUUAACGCUCCAAGAUGAAAGCGAUCGCGACACAAACGAUGCUGCAUGUGUAUCACACAAGAAUGUCCAGUCGAGCGAAGAAGUGGUCCAAAGCUCUGGAAAUACUGAUGAACAUAAAGACACCACAGACAAUAUACAACAUGAUGAAAAACAACAGAUUAGUGAAAAUCCAGAAUGUAGCAAACUUUUACAAAGGAAGAGAAAGUACAUGCCAACAACCCCCUUACAGAAGUAUAAGAUGAAGUAUUUGUGUGUCACUGACCUGUGCUCCCAGAUGUGGUGUGAACAGCAGAUGGUGUACGGAUAUGAAAUUCCAGAGCUUGAGCAAGAGAAACCGCCUGUCAUGAAUGCCGGAGCCAGCAUACAUUUAGCCAGAGAGCUAGAACUACAUGAUGUUGUAUCAGUGAAAACACAGACGAAAGAAGAUGUUUGGGCAAUAAAAUUUCUUAAUGUCUUAUCUAUGAUACCUAUUUUGCAAUCAGGUGGCAAUGUUCGUGAGUUUCCAGUGUUUAGGGAACUUGAAGGUGUCUUAUUGGUGGGAGUAAUAGAUGAACUUGGGUACACCUCCAAAGGCCAGCUUGAGCUGAGAGAACUGAAAACACGAGCAAAUCCAUCACUGCCUGGGUGUGCCCAGAGUAAACAACAUAAUUUUCAGGUAUCUGUGUACAAGAUUCUCUUUGACGGUAUGGUGAUGGGACUUCUACAGCCAGAAAUAUUUGUCCAACACUUGCACUUGCGGUUAGACCAAAAAUUAGGUCCACAGGUGGCAGACCAUUCCCGCAAAGUAGGAUUAACUGUUUCUACCUUUGGUGACAUCUUAGAGUUGAUUUGUUUAAACUUACGAUUUUCUGAGCUCCCCAUGAUUGAUUGCUUGAAACUUGAGUAUUGCUAUCAAGAGGACAGUAGUCUAUUAGGAUGUGAAAUGCUAAAUUUUGAGGAGCAAAAUGUUAUGGACAGAUUACAUUUUUUAUUGUCAUACUGGAAAGGCGGCAGGGAAUUGCAAGGAGUUGAUAUUGAAGAAGCUUGGAAAUGUAGAACAUGUAGCUUUGUGGAGAUCUGUGAGUGGAGAAAUACAAAAGCUAAAGAAGCAAUCGACCGAAACCAGACCAAGAGGGGAAAAUGAGUACACCAGCCCAUUAUUUUGCAAUAUUAACAUUAACUUCAUUGAUUUGUAUAAUUUAUUGGACUAAAAUGUUUUUAUGAUAAAUGCCGGCUAAGAAAAACAUACAAAUUUGACUUUACUACAGUCUUACUAGUUAAGCAUUUUGGCUUUUCAUUGCUGAUAAAGUAGAAAUUUGUAUUCUGUUUAUCCAAUUCUUUGAAUCCAGUUUAAUAAGAAAUAUUAAUUAAUAAAUAAUUGUAAAUAGGCAUACAAAUAAACAAUGGAGUUCUGAACCCUAGUGUUUAAACUGUAACCCUAUAAAUCAUGAUGAUAUUAACAUGUUCUGUGAAGGUAACAAAUACCAAUAAUAUAGAUGCUAAACUAGGUUCCUAUACUAGAUGCCUAAUUAGAUGCCCUGACGUGCGUGUCACAAUAACCCCUCAGAGGAAGCUUUAUCGUGAAACGCACGUAAGAGGUCCACAGGAGAAGCUUUUCCUCUCCUUUUUCUUAAUUUGCUUACCGUACCUAAGAUGAUUUAAGUUAUCUUUUCGUCUGUGGCAUCUAAUUAGGAAUCUGCAGAAGACUGUUAUUGUAAUAUUAAAAUUAAAGAUAGCUCCUGGAUUGUAGGAGCCAAAGUUUAUAUUGACUUAACAUUGUGCUGCAGCAUCUAUAUUAUUGCUAUUUGUUACCUUCACAGAACAUUUAAAUAUCUUGAUUUCUAAAGUUACGGUUUAAGUGUUUUUAAUUGUGUAGCUGACACGACUGUUUGUUUAUUUUAUAAAAAUUGGAGUGAAUGGGGA
This is a messenger RNA of Bombina bombina (fire-bellied toad), 1997 nucleotides long. It is a transcript of the gene EXO5, whose product is annotated as exonuclease 5. Bases 1 to 1218 code for a protein of 405 amino acids. The transcript has 6 exons. The record is from RefSeq and is a predicted model, not a curated record. Lineage: Eukaryota; Metazoa; Chordata; Amphibia; Anura; Bombinatoridae. Gene Ontology annotation, biological process: interstrand cross-link repair. Gene Ontology annotation, molecular function: single-stranded DNA 5'-3' DNA exonuclease activity. Gene Ontology annotation, cellular component: nucleus.